UUGCCUUUACCCUAAGUGAAUCAUUGAAAAUAAAUUAUAUCUAAAGUAGGUACUUAUGUUCUCAUGUGGAAACUGGUAAGCGCAAAUAUUUUCAGGUAACUUAUUACUAAUUUUUCUGAUACAAGAAAACCUUUUUAUAUCAAGUGAAUAAAGAAAGUAUAUGAUUUUUGGUAAAUUAGGGAAAGCACCAAUGUUGCAAAGGAAGCAUAUUCGUAAGAAAUGAGUAUCUCCAAAAUUAUGAAAAUCGGUAGUAAGCUAAGUUGCAAUGACCACCUCACGUGCCAGCCGCCAAUUGGAAGCCAAAGCCGUGAAGGAUGUAAACAACCAAUCGAUGCUCCUUUCUGUUUUCCACAAAAACCUCUCGAAGCUGCCUCAAACUUCUUUCAAUGCUGCUUCAACAGUAGAUGCUUUUUUUCAUGGAUUCUCUCUUAAUAAACUCCCCCUAUACAGCCCUCAGCCAUUCUAAUCUUCUAACUUCGAACAGCAUUUCGUAUAGUUCUUUCAGUCUUUCUUCUUUUUGGCUAUUCAGAUUCAAGAGACCAAAGAAAUUGAAAGCAUCUUCAGUCACUGUUUUAUGUUCGAAUCGACAAAACCCCAAUCAAGAAUGGCAAGAAAAGAGCUUGUAUCUAAAACCCUUUUCGCUUCUUGUUCCACUUUUCAAGAAAGUCAGAGACUUUGCAGCAAAGAGCAAAUGGUGUUCUGUUUUUAAAGGCUGUAGUGGCACUGAGGAGGAGCUAAGUGGAGAUUUGUUGCAAAAUGGAAGCUUUGGGAUGGCGCUUUUGAGUAUAACUGCAACAGCAAAGGUGAAAAUAAGUCCAUUUGUAGCUACAUUAGCUGCUAACCCGACGUUUGUUUCGGGGUUUGUAGCUUGGUUUAUGGCACAGUCAAUGAAGGUGUUUUUGAAUUUCUGUGUGGAGAGAAAAUGGGAUUUUAGGAUUAUGUUUGCUUCUGGUGGAAUGCCUUCUUCACACUCAGCUUUGUGCACGGCAUUGACUACCUCAGUUGCUAUUUGUCAUGGAGUUGCAGAUUCAUUGUUUCCCGUUUGUUUGGGAUUUACUUUAAUUGUGAUGUAUGAUGCUAUUGGAGUUAGACGGCAUGCUGGGAUGCAAGCUGAGGUUCUCAAUCUGAUCGUUGAGGACUUAUUCCAAGGGCAUCCCAUCAGUCAAAGAAAGUUAAAAGAACUUCUUGGCCACACCCCAUCCCAGGUUUUUGCUGGGGCUUUGCUGGGCAUUAUGGUUGCUUGGAUGUGUAGUCAGGGUUGUUUAAUUGCACUCUGAUCAGCUUCAACGGGUAUACUUGCCAAUAACUAGGAGCUAUCCAUUACAGCUGUACAAAAAGCACUCGCUUUUUGUAUGAACAGUUGAUGCUCAAAGCUUUUAGGAUUUAGUGAUCUGCUUCUGAUUUUGUCCAUUACAUAGUUCUUGAUUUUCCCAGGUUAGAAAACUGUAUCAUCAUAGCUUUUCUCCUCAGUACGAAGUGUAUGGGACUAUUAGAGUGAUACUAUGCCGGUGUGCCUUUCUAGUCUCCUGUUCUUGUUUUUUGUUUGUAUUCAUUUGUGUAACUCUAUCAAUCUUACUAUGAAGUACAUGGUGAAGAAGAUUUGUUGCGAUGUCAACAUUUAAGAA
Capsicum annuum is the source of this 1625-nucleotide messenger RNA. RefSeq lists its product as uncharacterized. The transcript has 2 exons. Bases 405 to 1277 code for a protein of 290 amino acids. Lineage: Eukaryota; Viridiplantae; Streptophyta; Magnoliopsida; Solanales; Solanaceae. The record is from RefSeq and is a predicted model, not a curated record.